This is a messenger RNA of Salvelinus sp. IW2-2015, 1143 nucleotides long. Its product is annotated as SH3 domain-containing protein 19-like. Gene Ontology annotation, cellular component: ESCRT-0 complex. Gene Ontology annotation, molecular function: protein binding. The record is from RefSeq and is a predicted model, not a curated record. NCBI's taxonomy places the organism in Eukaryota, Metazoa, Chordata, Actinopteri, Salmoniformes, Salmonidae. Gene Ontology annotation, biological process: protein transport to vacuole involved in ubiquitin-dependent protein catabolic process via the multivesicular body sorting pathway.
AUGUCUCUGCCCUCUACCACAUCAGCCAAUCAACAGGCUGUCCCGCCCCCUCCAAUCAGCCGCAGGGUCAGGAUGCACCAAAGAGAGGCCCCCUCCUACCCCCCGACCCAAGCCUGGACAUCCCUGUACAAGAACUACAUGAUGGGAAUGGCACUUGAACUAGCAGAGCAGGGCUCCAACGGCAGGAAGUCUGGAGAAGUCUCUUGCCAGAAACAGGACGUCCUGGUUCUGUUGGAGAAGGCAGACUCCGCCCACGAUGACUGUCUCCUGGGGGGGGAGUCAGGUCGGGUUCAAGGGUCACACAUGACUGUCAUCAACCCUCUGUCUGACCAAUCACAGUCUCCCAACGACCAACACAACCAAUCGGAUCCCGCCUCGGAUGACAAGAGUCAAUUGAAGCCUCCCUCUGAAUACAAGAGCCAAUCAGAACCUCCGUCCAUCCUCCCAUCUCAGACCAGUGUAGAGAAGACCCAGCCGGUUACAGCACCUGUCAGCGGUCCGAGGUGUGUGGCGCGGUUCGACUACGAGGGUGAGGAGGAAGACGAGCUGACCUUCUCCGAGGGUAACGUCAUCGCUCUGACGGAGGUGAUUGAUCAGGAGUGGGGGCGGGGUCAGAUCCACGGGCGAAUAGGAAUCUUCCCCCUGGCCUUCACCGAGAUCCUGGAGGAACUACCUCCGUUGGCAGGGUUACAGCCCAUUGUCGAGACAACCAAGGAGACAACUGAAUCCUCAGACGUUCCAGACCAGUGGGUUGUGGCUCUUCACGACUUCCCAGGUCAGACUUCAGAGGAUCUGUGGUUCCAGCAGGGGGCGCUGAUCAGAGUAACACAGCGUGUCGACGCAGACUGGACCAGAGGAACACUGGACGGACGGGAGGGACUGUUCCCCACUACCUUCACACACACCUGUAACACAGCUCAGCCAAUGACGGGCCAGCCUGUGGCCAGGGGCGUGGCCAAGGUCCUGUUUGAUUUCAGUGGAGAGAGCGAAGAUGAGCUCUCACUGAAGGCAGGGGAGGUAGUAACAGGGGUGGUGACAGUAGACGAGGAGUGGUAUCUGGGGGAUGCAGGAGGGAGGCGAGGCCUGGUCCCCAAAAACUAUCUGAAACUGCUUCCUGGCAGCUGGACCACGUACACUAUGUGA